UUCGAACAGUCGGACUUUCUACUUUCAUAUAUGGAGCUUUUUUUGUUAGAACGAAUUUAACGAUAUACUUCGAACGCGCAUGUAGAUGAUAACGUUUUCUUCAUAAAGAAAUCUUCAUUCUUGAAAGAGUAAAGUGCGAUGAGUUAGGUUUUGCGCAUAGUUAACCUUGCAGCUGAGUCAACCGGAAGUGUGAUUAAUUUCCAAUACUUAUAGUUUUCGUUUGACAAAACCAUGCCUGAAACUUCAAAGAUAACGACAAAAUAUGUAUCAGCACGCGCAGUCGAUUCUAUUCUUCAUAUUUCCUGUUGCAUCGUGCAUUGUUUGUAGCACUAUAUAAAGUUCUGCAGCUCGAUGUUGGUAUUAGUCGCUCCAUUCCAAAGCUCAAAAUGAAGCUCCUUUUUGUCAUCUUUGCUUUUGUUGUUCUAGUGUCGUUCUAUGAAAGUGAAGCGGCAUCCACAAAUCAAGCAUUUAUCGACGCUAUCAUCAGAGGCACAAUCGAAGAUUUGCGUCAAUCUUAUAACGAUUUGAAAGCAUACAAUGAUGCCCGGGAGGCGCAAAUAUAUAGUAAACCAGUACGAAAAAACUUUUUUUUCGCUAAUAAAGUAAUAAGACGCCCAUUCUACCCUCAAAAUUAUCGUGCUCGUUGCUAUUGUACUUCAGAAAACGCUACAACGUCACCUCUGCCAGCGACAAUAACACCAGGUGUAAAUAAACCUUCGGCCAAUCAAGAUCCAGGCCUUUUACCAGGGAAGAAGGUUGAAGAUAAUACGUCUACAAAAACUGAUGAAACUAACCCUACUUCUAAACAAUAAAUGGAUAAUUAUACACUUAACGUCACGUUAUAGCAGCAAUAAAUAUCACAAACCGCACUGUACUUUUGAAUGUAUAAAUUAAAAUAAUCCAAAGCAACAAAA
This is a messenger RNA of Nasonia vitripennis (jewel wasp), 914 nucleotides long. RefSeq lists its product as uncharacterized. The record is from RefSeq and is a predicted model, not a curated record. The transcript is spliced from 4 exons. The coding region runs from base 387 to 812 and encodes 141 amino acids. NCBI's taxonomy places the organism in Eukaryota, Metazoa, Arthropoda, Insecta, Hymenoptera, Pteromalidae.